UCGACAACCACCAACGACACCCCAACUUUUUGUAUCCCACGACAUUCGAGACGUAAUCAUGGGUAGAGGACCGUAAGUAUCUUUCUUUGGUUCUCUGGAUUCGACAUCUCGCCGCGGACGAAUGCGCCCUCUUCCAACCGCACAAAUUAAUGCAAAAUUGAUUGAGGGGCGUACCGCGACGAGAACAUAGCUACCACACGCCCCAAAUGACCUCUCCGCGACUCUUCCAUUAUGACAGCCAUGAGCACUUGCUAAUCAAAUUUUCUCUCACAGAAAGAAGCACCAAAAGCGCCUCAGCGCGCCAUCGCAUUGGCUCUUGGACAAAUUGUCCGGUGCCUAUGCUCCUCGUCCAUCUCCAGGUCCUCACAAGCUCCGCGACUGCAUGCCAUUAAUCGUCUUCAUCCGAAAUCGCCUAAAGUAUGCUCUCAACGCUCGCGAGACCAAGGCCAUUGUCAUGCAACGCUUGAUCAAGGUUGAUGGCAAGGUCCGUACCGAUGCCACCUACCCAGCAGGCUUCAUGGAUGUCAUCAGCAUCGAAAAGACCGGCGAACACUUCCGUCUCGUCUACGAUACCAAGGGUCGAUUCACCGUCCACCGAAUCCAAGCCGAGGAGGCCGAAUACAAGUUGGGCAAAGUCAAGAGAGUGCAAUUGGGCAAGGGCGGAAUCCCAUUCUUGGUCACGCACGAUGCUAGAACGUAAGUUCUGUCAGACAUCAUUCAGCCGUUGGUCCAAGCUUUGGUCGAUUUACACUCGAUAUCAUGUCGAACGAUUGGAGCUAGAUCAACGGUUGCUAUACAAACCCUCUAGGAAUGCUGACAGUUUUCUUCUAUCUAGUAUCCGUUACCCUGACCCAGCCAUCAAGGUCAACGACACCGUUAAGAUUGAUCUCGCUACCGGAAAGAUCACCGACUCCAUCAAGUUCGACACUGGUAUGAUUGCCAUGGUUACUGGUGGUCGUAACAUGGGUCGUGUUGGUGUUAUCACUCACCGUGAACGUCACGAUGGAGGUUUCAACAUUGUCCACAUCAAGGAUGCCAUAGAUAACUCAUUCGCCACCCGUGAAGGCAACGUUUUCGUUAUUGGUUCAGAAAAGCCAUGGGUUUCUCUACCAAAGGGCAAGGGUGUUAAGCUCACCAUUGCUGAGGAGAGAGAUCGCAGACGUGCUCAGGCUAUCGCCAGCUAAAUGUGCAUUUCUGUUUAAGGUCAAGAAAGGUUA
This is a messenger RNA of Hymenoscyphus albidus, 1217 nucleotides long. Lineage: Eukaryota; Fungi; Ascomycota; Leotiomycetes; Helotiales; Helotiaceae. The record is from the annotation of a GenBank genome assembly.